AUGGCCACGGCAUCUCACAUUGAGCUGAGUCCGGCCGGCGCGGGUGUCUACCAUGUCCCAGAUAUACCCGCAGAGUCCGGCAAGAUCGGAAGCCAGCUGCUUCAGGAAAAUCACGACAAGUUCCACAUCUACUUCAAUACCGGCGGCUUCCAUAACCACAUCGCCCAUCACCUUUUGAGCAUUUAUGCCCUAGGAGCCACCCCCGAAGAAAUUCAGAAGGCCUUCGAUAUCAACAAGACUUAUCAAAGAUCACAGUUCCCGGUGGAUGAUCGGGAAGUCGAAGCAUUGGCAGAUCCUGACAAAUUCAAGGAAUUCUUGGGCAAGGAGAAGUAUUUCCACGAGUUUGAGAUGUUCUUCCAGAGAGAAAUGGAGAAGAAGGGCUGGGAGAAGGUUCUGAACGAGCAGUUGUUCGCGCGGAGCGAGCAUGCUGAGAGGAUCCUUGACAGAAUGUUUGCUGGCUUCUUACAUCCCCUGAUUCAUCUCGGGUUCGGCGUCGAGUUCAAGCAGCCAGCUAUCAUUGUCGAAGCCCUUGCCCAGGCAGCAAUACACGAUGGGUGGACGGGGAAAUUCCUUCACGCCGCCGAAGAUGCCGCGAAAAGCAACACUACAUCGAAAAGCCUGGUGCAGCUUAUCCACGAGGCUCGUGCAGAUCGUAAGCUGCGCACAUCGGCUCACUGGGAAGAUGGCAACAAGGUCCGGGACGGUGUUUUCGUCCGGGCUCCCGAUGAAAUGAUAUCAUUGGCAUCUCAGUGGCACGUCAAACCUGACGAGCUGGAGCAGAAGACGGCCGAGAUGAUCAAUGCCGCUGUGUAUUUCGCGGGUGCAGCACAGAAACCCACCAAGCAGAUCAAGUUCGACUUCUUCUACAUGCACUGCGUCAACUGCUCCAUUUUCUUCUCGGCAUUCCUGAAGGAGCCCUGGUUGAAGGUGGAGGACAAGUGUCGACUGCUGGAAUGGAAGGGCCGCAUGGAUCUUGCGCUAUACGUAUCGCGGGGAUGUCCAGAGCUGCUGAUCGACGAAAUCAAGAACUAUGAACCCAAGAACUCGGGCGACGGAUGGACAGAAAUCAUACGUCGAGUGGACAGGUUCCCGGACGAUGGCCAUGCCAGCAAGCUUGUCCGGGCAAUUGCACACAGCGAGCAAGUUUGCAAACCAUUCGAGGCUCAGGGGGACGAUGUCUUCCCCAUCAAAGGAGACAUGUUCCUGAAGUUGGGCCACAUGGCAAUUGACUCGGUGGAAUCGAGUGAUCCGAACUGGGUGAGAUCGGCUGGGUUCGAGGAGGCAUGGGAAAAGAUUCCAGGACGGGCGAAACUGUGA
Messenger RNA from Fonsecaea multimorphosa CBS 102226, 1317 nucleotides. RefSeq lists its product as uncharacterized. Lineage: Eukaryota; Fungi; Ascomycota; Eurotiomycetes; Chaetothyriales; Herpotrichiellaceae. Gene Ontology annotation, molecular function: oxidoreductase activity. The record is from RefSeq and is a predicted model, not a curated record. The transcript is spliced from 2 exons. Bases 1 to 1317 code for a protein of 438 amino acids.